AUGCUCCCUGGAUCCUGGGUCCCCACGACCUCGAUGGCCCCAGGUCCCGCGCCUUCUGAUACAAAGUAUCUCGCCAGCCAAGUGCAGAGGCGGGUGCCGACUCUUGCUAGGUGCCGUCCUGGCGGGCCGGCCGCUGGGGGAAGCUGCGGUGAGCAGGUGUCUCCGUGUAACCCGGGAGCUGAGGCUGCAGCUGCGGCGGCGGCGACAGCAGUGAAGCCGCCUCGAGCUCCCCGUCGUCGACUCUCCGGGGCCUGGGCGGGAAGGGCCGGGCCCCGUCGUCAUUGGGCCGCGAUGAUGAGCGAUCCCGGCCAAAGGGCGACGACUGGGCCAGCGGAAAGGGGAGGGGCCGGCCCGCGAGGCACCGCCCCCGGGACCGGCCGGGCGCGCGCGGCAGCCUCCACCUCGUCCCCGGGCCGCGGCACCGGGUACCCCCGGGCUGGGCGCCGGGUCCCGCCGGCCGGGGACUGGACAGCGCCGCGCCGAGGUGCCAGGCCGUGGGAAGGUGACCCACGGCGGCAGGACGCGAACCCCUUCCGGUCCGGCCCGCCGGGCGCUUCCGGCAGGAAGGGGCUCGGUCCCGGGAGGGGGCCGAAGGGAAGUCCCGCCUCUACCGCGGACGCCGUCACUCACGGGGCCGGGACGGGAGGGGCGGACAGGUCCGGUUCCGGAGCUGACAUGAUCGAAGUAGUGGCAGAGCUGAGCCGGGGUCCUGUGUUCCUGGCGGGGGAGGCGCUGGAGUGUGUGGUGACGGUCACCAACCCGCUGCCCCCCACGGCCACCUCGGCAUCCAGUGAGGCUCUGGCCUGGGCCAGUGCCCAAAUCCACUGCCAGUUCCAUGCCAGUGAGAGUCGAGUAGCACUGCCUCCCCCAGACUCCAACCAGCCAGAUGUUCAGCCUGAGAGCCAGACUGUCUUUCUCCCACACCGAGGUGAGAGGGGUCAGUGUAUCCUUUCCACUCCACCAAAAAUCCUAUUCUGUGACCUGAGGCUAGAACCUGGGGAGUCCAAAUCAUAUUCCUACAGCGAAGUGCUACCCAUAGAGGGACCACCCUCCUUCCGAGGUCAGUCAGUUAAGUAUGUCUACAAAUUGACCAUUGGCUGCCAGCGUGUCAACUCACCCAUCACGCUACUCAGGGUCCCUCUGAGGGUUCUUGUGCUGACUGGCCUUCAGGAUGUCCGGUUUCCCCAGGAUGAGGCUGUAGCCCCAUCCAGUCCAUUCUUGGAGGAGGAUGAAGGGGGGAAGAAGGAUUCAUGGCUAGCUGAGCUGGCUGGGGAGCGCCUCAUGGCUGCCACAUCCUGCCGCAGCCUCCAUCUAUACAAUAUCAGUGAUGGCCGAGGAAAAGUUGGGACAUUUGGCAUCUUCAAAUCUGUAUACAGACUUGGCGAGGACGUGGUGGGAACCUUAAACUUAGGGGAAGGAACUGUAGCUUGUUUGCAGUUUUCAGUAAGUUUGCAGACCGAGGAGCGUGUACAGCCAGAGUACCAGCGGCGCCGCGGGGCAGGGGGUGCCCCCUCUGUGUCCCAUGUGACUCAUGCCCGACACCAGGAGUCCUGCCUCCAUACAACCAGAACCAGCUUCUCCCUCCCCAUCCCUCUCAGCUCCACCCCAGGCUUCUGCACUGCCAUUGUGUCCCUGAAGUGGCGCUUGCAUUUUGAAUUUGUAACAUCCCGAGAACCAGGUUUGGUGCUCCUACCUCCUAUGGAACAGCCCGAGCCUGUCACCUGGACAGGGCCUGAGCAGGUGCCUGUAGACACCUUCAGCUGGGACCUCCCCAUCAAGGUGCUGCCCACAAGCCCGACCCUGGCCUCAUACGCAGCCCCAGGCCCCAGUACCAGCACCAUAACCAUCUGAAACUGGCCCACCACAGCACUCCUUUCUUCAGGAUCCUGAGAACUCAGCACCUGGACUCUAGUAGGGCCCAUUUUUUCCACCUGGGGCCCAAUGACACGGACAAUGAGAAGCAGGCUUUCAGCUGUAGCAUUAAUUUAUUUAUUCAGAAUAAAUUGGCAGCUGCUAGUGGUUUCCCUGGAAGUGGCAGCAGCAGUGGGCAGUCAGCAGAAGGGUGAUCAGUUGAGUUUAGCCGGAAUGGGGAGCAGGAGCCCCAGGAACAGGGGUAUUAGCCGAGCCCCACUCUGGGUCAGGCCCUCCCCCUUUGCAGGGCAGCCGAGGGUCAGAUUUCUGUACCAGGGAGAAUUGGCAGGUUCCUGCCUCCUGUCGUACCUCACACUCAGCAGGGAAGUCGAUGGGAUGCUGGGACCUGGGGACCCAAAGGAUGGGGAAGGAGUCAGCACAGUGAAGGGCCACCUUUCCCUCCCCACAUUCCCUUUCUCCCAGCAGUCCUCCCAGAUCUUCCCCUGGUGCCCCUUUGAUCCCCCUAACUAAAUUCUCACCUACCAUA
Molecule: messenger RNA, 2398 nt
Organism: Myotis daubentonii (Daubenton's bat)
Lineage: Eukaryota; Metazoa; Chordata; Mammalia; Chiroptera; Vespertilionidae
Gene: RGP1
Product: RGP1 partner of RAB6A GEF complex
Source: RefSeq, a predicted model, not a curated record